Asparagus officinalis (garden asparagus) is the source of this 1783-nucleotide messenger RNA. RefSeq names its product 30S ribosomal protein S1. Bases 109 to 1266 code for a protein of 385 amino acids. NCBI's taxonomy places the organism in Eukaryota, Viridiplantae, Streptophyta, Magnoliopsida, Asparagales, Asparagaceae. The transcript is spliced from 11 exons. Gene Ontology annotation, molecular function: nucleic acid binding. The record is from RefSeq and is a predicted model, not a curated record.
AAUCCCAAAUCCCAAAACAGUCCCUUCUUGCGCCAAAAAUUCCAAUUUAGAAAAAUAUAUAUAUAUAUCAAAGGCGCCUCCUUUCUCGCCCCCUCUCUACUAUUCACAAUGCUGGGCUCAAUUUCAUCUGUUUUCUCAUCCAGUUCCUCUCUCAUCAUCAAUCAUCAUCUCAAUUCCCCUUUCAUAUCGUCUUUCACCUUCAAUCUCCGCUCCAAACCCUCACUAUUGAUCUCUAAACCCUCAAAAUUCAUUGCCAAGAUCGCUUCUUCCUCCUCCUCUGGUGGAAGCAGCAGCAGCAGCGGCGUCGGCGGCGUUGAUCAAGAGGAUCCCAAGGUUGCUGAUGACGACGCUCGCCAACUCAAGAGGUCUGCUGAUUGGAGGGCAGCAAGGACUUACAAGGAAAGUGGUGUCCUCUUUGAUGGGAGGGUUGAGGGUUUCAACAAUGGUGGUUUGUUGAUUAGGUUUUAUUCGAUUCUCGGUUUUCUUCCUUACCCUCUGUUGGGUCCAUCCUAUUCAUGUAAAGACCCACAAAAGUCUAUUCAAGAUAUUGCAGAGGAUCUAGUAGGUUCAUCACUUUCUGUAAAGGUAAUUGAAGCAAGUGAGGAGGAGAAGAAACUGAUCUUCUCUGAAAAGGAUGCCAUAUGGUCAAAAUAUUCUAAUAAAGUUAAGGUCGGAGAUGUUUUCGAUGCAAGAGUGGGCUCAGUGGAGGACUAUGGUGCAUUUGUUCACCUGCAGUUCCCUAACGGUCAAUAUUAUCUAACAGGACUUGUGCAUAUCUCGGAGGUUUCUUGGGACCUAGUUCAGGAUGUGAGAGAUUUUCUUAGUGAAGGCAACCAAGUGAAGGUUAAAGUUAUUCACAUUGAUAGAGAGAAGUCAAGGAUUACUCUGUCGAUUAAGCAGUUAGAGGAGGAUCCUCUUUUGGAAACACUAGACAAAGUGAUUCCUCAGGAAGGUCAGUUUGUGUCUGAUGCGGGCAGCAUGUCUAGUAAUCUGAACAUGGAACCUCUUCCUGGUCUUGAGAGCAUAUGUAAAGAGCUUCUGCAAGAAGAUGAUGUAACUGAUGUGAGACUUGGGCGUCAAGGACUGGAGAAGCGUGUAGUGUCACAGGAUUUGGAGCUUUGGCUUUCAAAUAUACCGGCGAAGGACAAACAGUUCACUCUCCUUGCUCGAGCAGGGAGACAGGUCCAGGAAGUAUAUUUGACAACUACACUUGAUCUAGAUGGCAUAAAAAAGGCAGUACAGAGGGUAUUAGGACGUGUGCCGUGAUACUACUAUCAAAAUUCAGUGGUUUCUGGAUCUGAUUAUGAAGAGAAAAAUCUAUCUCCUACGGAUAUUGAAAUGAGUCCUCCUACAACAACAACUACUCCUCCUACCGAUCCUCUCAGUGGUAAUCCCGAAUCCGGUGGCGACAAAUCUGCACCAAGAGCUCCUAAAAGGCCGAGAUCCGAUGUGUGAAUUUUUUUUUGAGAAGAUAGACGUCACCAAGGAUGAACACGGUAGGAUUCUCACCCAGAAGGAUAAAUGUGCAUGUGCGGCCGGAUUUUCCAAGCUCAUCACAAGAGCGUCACCAACCACCUCAAACGUCAUAUAGAAAAAUACAACAAAGGCCAGACUCCUCAAGGUGAUAUCCGACAAUCUAUGAUUUCUCAAUCCUCCUCUUCUGAUAGUCUCGGUACUUGGAAUUAUGACGUUGCCCGAGGCAGGAAAUGCGUCAUCAAGUUUAUCAUUCUUAAAAAUCUUUCUUUUAAAUUAGUAGAAGAUAAUGAAUUUAAAAAUUUGUUUA